Molecule: messenger RNA, 1375 nt
Organism: Pocillopora damicornis (cauliflower coral)
Lineage: Eukaryota; Metazoa; Cnidaria; Anthozoa; Scleractinia; Pocilloporidae
Molecular function (GO): lipid binding
Source: RefSeq, a predicted model, not a curated record
UCUUAAAGUGUUGAAUUUCGGUAAAUAGCCAAAUGUCCUCUAAAUCGUGAUGCAAGCGGGAAAGGAGUUAUGGGUAAUAGUUAAAAUGGCUGCCUCGCGAAUGGUCUUAGUGUAGGAUUAAAAUUUUGUACUUUCGCUUCUAUGGAAGAGGAAUUUGUUGUCAAAGAAGGCUGGGUUGUUAAGGAAAGUGGACAAGCUGUCCUUGGUCAGACGAACUGGCGCAAACGAUGGUGCCGGCUUGUAAGAGGUUCGAAUGGAGCCUCUUGGUCAUAUUACAGGAAAAUGGAUGAUAUUGCAUCAAACCAACCAGCUGGACGGAUAGAACUUAAUUCCACAUUUUUGGGCAAGACUCUGUCAAAUCAUUGAGAGUGAGAAUUGGAAGAAGACUGACACCAAGAAUGGAGUAACAGUAUCACGACUAAGCUUUACACAUAACGACAAGGCUGCUGUAAAGAUUGAAGGUGUCAUCCCUGUACCUCCAGACAUUGCAUUUGAUUACCUUCAGCUUGCAAUGAAAAAGGGAGGCAAGCUAGACCAACCUUUUCGAGGAGAAGAAGUUUUACAAAAAGUAGAGGAGUCAGUUCCACACGCCAGCAUCGUAUAUAAUAAAUACAGUGUUCCUCUGCCAAGUGCUGCCCCCAGAGAUGUAUGUCUCCAAAGAAUGUGGAUACCAUCGUACUUAACUAGAAAUGGAACAUCAGGAAUGGUGUUAUGGUCAACGUAUCAUUCCCACAUUCCACAAGUUCAGGGGUUCACAAGAGUGCUUGCAGACCUGUCUGGAUUUGUGUUAUCACCUCACACUUCAUCAGAUUCUUCAGUUCACACAAAUGCAGCAAUACUGAUUCAAAUUGACGUCCGAGACUCGUUGCAGACGAUGCUGGAAGGUAGCUACAAAUCAGGUCUGUUGAAGGUUGGUUUAAGAACUGCUUUCGCUCACAUCAGUAACCUGGUGGAACAAUACUACAAAUGCGUUCAAGGAUAACUAUGUGAAAGACGCCGAGUUCAAAUUAAAAUUAGGGGUUCUCAAGAUAUCGAAGUUUAACCCUUUAACUCCCAUGAGUGACCAAGACAGAAUUUCUCCUUACAAUAUCAAUACAAUAUCGAGCAGACAAGUGAUGAGAAUAAAGAAAAAUCUUAAUUAGGGGAUUAUUAGUUGAUCCAAUACCAAAUUCUCCAAACUAACAUCAGAAGAACUGUACAGCAGACAGUAAGGAGAAUUACAAAUGACAUAUUGAGAGUUAAAGGGUUAAAGUAUCCAAAUAGAGUAAAGGGUCUGUAUUACUUGUACAGAUAAUAUAAACAAACAAGAAAGUGCAUGUUAUUUUAUAAGUAAUAUAUAAAUAAAUAAAGAUGGAAAUAGACUUGAUUAUAAUGA